AUGAACCACAGCAACGUAUCCGACGCCGCGAUCGACAAGGCCGAGCACGCUCACCUCGAGACUGCCGACAACAAGCUCGAACCUAGCGCAGUCGAGGCGGCCGUCCAUGGGCAUGAUGCCAAGUGGGAGCGCAAGACUAUCCGCAAGAUUGAUGUCAGACUGCUCAUCAUCCUCGGUCUCUGCUAUGCUAUCAGUCUCAUCGACCGUACCAACAUCUCUGCUGCUCGAGUGGCUGGUAUGCAAGUAUCUUUGCAGCUCCAGAUAGGCGACCGCUACUCCAUCAUCUCCCUCUUGUUCUUCGUCCCCUACAUCAUCUUUGAACUCCCCUCAAACAUCAUCCUCCGUAAAGUCGGCCCUCGCUACUGGCUCAGCUCUAUCGUCAUGGGCUUUGGCGUCGUUAUGGUCGGCAUGGCCUUUUGCAAAGAGUGGUGGCACCUCGCCAUCUGCCGUGUCCUUCUCGGUCUCCUAGAGAGCGGCUUCUUCCCUGGUUGUGUCUACCUCGUCUCCUCCUGGUACACACGCUACGAGACCAACUCGCGAAUGGCCGUCUUCUACCUCACAUCCAUGGUCAUCUCGGGCUUUUCCAACAUUUGGGGAUACGGUAUCACCUUCCUCAACGGCAAGGCUGGUCUUAUCGCUUGGCAAUGGAUCUUCCUGAUCUUUGGUCUCAUCACCGUCGCCCUGGCCAUCCUCGGCUUCUUCCUCAUUGUCGACUUUCCCGAAAAGUCCAAGUUCCUCGCCGAAGACCAAAAGGCCUGGGCUAUCGCCAGGAUCGAAGCGGACCGAGGCGACGCGGUCCCCGACAAGCUUACCGGUCGUGCCUUCAUGCGCGCCGUGUCGGACGGCAAGAUCUGGGCCUUUGCGUACCUCUUCAUGACCGCCACUACUGGCUCUUACGCUUUCGCCUUCUUCCUACCUGUCAUCCUCGAAGGUCAGGGGUAUAGCCAACAGCUUGCCCUCAUGCUCUCUGCUCCCCCAUACGUCUUUGCCGCCAUCUACACCUUUGCCCUCGCCGUCAUGUCGGACCGCCUCCGUAUGCGCGCCCCCUUUAUCGCCACUUCCAACCUCGUCUGCAUCGUCGGUCUCGCUAUCACUGCCUACGCAGGUACGAUCGGCGUCCGAUACUUUGGGUGCUUCCUCACCAUCGCUGGCGCCCAGUCCAACGUACCCGCAGUCCUCGCCUAUUCCCAAAACAACGUUCGCAUGAGUUCCAAGCGGAGCGUGACCAGUGCCUUGGUUAUUGGCUUUGGCGGUAUCGGUGGUAUCAUUGCCUCGACUGUCUACCGUCAGAUCGACUAUCCCCAAUACAUCCCCGGACUGUGGACCACCAUGGCCCUCAACAUGGGCUCCAUCGCCGUUCUCGCUGUCUUGAGCAUGAUCUUCAAGAAGCAGAACCGUCGCGCCAACGCUGGGGAGAUUGAGAUCGAGGGUGCUCAGGGCUUCUUGUACACGAUCUAG
Messenger RNA from Dioszegia hungarica, 1458 nucleotides. RefSeq names its product major facilitator superfamily domain-containing protein. Gene Ontology annotation, biological process: transmembrane transport. Gene Ontology annotation, molecular function: transmembrane transporter activity. Lineage: Eukaryota; Fungi; Basidiomycota; Tremellomycetes; Tremellales; Bulleribasidiaceae. Gene Ontology annotation, cellular component: membrane. The transcript has 9 exons. The coding region runs from base 1 to 1458 and encodes 485 amino acids. The record is from RefSeq and is a predicted model, not a curated record.